AGAUGAUUAGCAACAAUUCUUUUUUAUUAAUGAAAUGUUUUCUUGUAACACCUUCAUAUUUCAUUCAGUGAGGUUAUUGCUUCCAGAAAAUGAAUAUCUUUCUAAUUAGAUCAUCAGUAAGCUAGUACAGAGUACAGAUAAAAUUCUUGGCUGUUUAUUGGACCCACUUCAGAAAUUCCUUGAUAAAAUGUAUCAAACAGCGUAGUUGUAAUGUCUGAUAUUGAGUAUAUUUGAGAGUAUUGCCUUAAUUUUGAAAUUAAACCUUACCUGUCUUUGUUGUAAAAUCAACUGAAAAUUCACAGAUUCAUCAUUGUUAAAAUAUAAGGGUAAUUUUUGAGUUUUCACAAUAACCUACAAGCUCAAGAUAGAAUUCUCGAUAAAAGUGAAAAUGAGUUCAAAUUUACAACCAAACAAUAGGUUCAGAUCUUAUAUGCCAAAUAAUAACCAGGGUAAUUUUCAUCAAGCACUCAGUGGAAGUGAAACUGAUGUAUCUACAUCAAAUGAAAAUCUUUCCAAUGAAGAAAAAUAUGUUAUUAGACAUACAGCAAGGCAAGAGCCACAAGGACAAGAAAAUUUGCAGGACUCAAAUAGAAGUUCAUUAAGAGAUAGUCUUCCUUCUAAUAGAAGUUCUUUAGAUGUUUCAUCUUCUUCCUAUAAUACUUUAAUUAUACACAGUGCCGGUGAUGAACCUUGGACUGGGCGAAACUCAGGAACUAUGGAUAUUAACCUAAAUUAUCAUCAGUCUUCUAGUUUAUACAGUGAACCAAAAUUAUCUCCAGUUCAAAAAAGGGGAUCUGCUUCCCCAUCCCCAUCAUUGGUCAAUAAUGGAAAUUCUGUGAGAAAUAGUCUUGAAGCUAGUUCUAUCCAUACGUUUGAGUCUGGUAUGCAAGGUAUCACCGAUCUUCCUGAUGAUUAUCUUGGACAGUCAUCUUUAUUGAAACAAUUAGCCAAAGAAGUUAAAGUUCCAUCCACAUCAAUACCUAAACCAGAAAGCAUAGAUAUCUUGCAACUGCAAAUGGGCACAAUAGAUCUCAAUAACUUACCAGCUCCACCAGAUUAUCCAAAAUGGUCACAACAAUCUCCAAUACAAGCUGCUGUAAAUAAAGCUAAUAAUAAGCUGAAUGAAAAAGCAACUCUUUCCAAAUCCCAACCUGACUUAUCAGCUAUCAAUGAAAAUUGUGAUAUAGCUGGAUUUCGAAGAGGAACUUCAGCUCCUAGACCUCCCACCAAAGGAAGAGAAGACCAUGAGGCUACUGGUGAACAAAUUUGCCCUUCUGCAGAAAUGGUAGAUUUACUCAGCAAAGAAAAUAGUGCCUUGAAAUUAGAAUUAAACAAAUAUUGGCAGAGAAUUGCCAAAACAGAAAAAUUGGAGCAAGAGGUUUUGAAGAUUCACAGAGCUCAAGAAGAGUUAGUGCAAUCUUGUGAGAGACGUGAAAUACUUGAAAGGGCAGCUCGAACCAAAUUACAGACUGAUGCAAGAAGAUUACAAGAAAUCAACAGAGCUCUAAGAGAGCAAGUUGAUUUGUUGUCUAGUCAGAUGUUGUCGAGAGCAUCAAAUCUUGAUGUGAAUGGUCCCGAAAGUUUGAGGAGAGAAUUGAGCAAGCGGGAAGUUCUUAUUGCACAAUUAAUAACACAAAAUAAAGAGUUGGUUGCUGCUAAGGAAAGACAAGAAAUAGAACUAGCAGCCCAAAGAGCCACACUUCAAGAACAGAGGACACACAUUGCCAUAUUAGACACUGCUUUGACUAAUGCACAGGGGAAUGUAGUUAGACUUGAAGAAGAGAACCGUAAGAAACAGGUUUAUGUUGAAAGGGUCGCUCAACUUCAGAGAGCUCUCUCAUCCUUGCAAUCAGCAAGUGAUAGAAGAGAACAAACUGAGCGAAAACUUAGGCUUCAACUCGAGAAGGAACUCCAAAGAGCUAAGGCGGGACAAUCAGGUGAAGAAACAAAGUCUGGUUGGGAUUCUCCAAAUAAUCCAGAGAAUGAAUCUAUUUCUGAACUAAAGAGAAGGCUGAGGGAAAAAGAUGAAAAAAUAAUGCGACUUGAGGGUGACUGUUCCAAAUGGGAACAGAGAUAUCUUGAAGAAAGCGCUUUGAGACAGGCAGCUAUUGAUGCCGCUAGUAUUCCAAAGGAUGCUAAGAUAGCUGCCUUGGAAAAAACAAGUCAGGAGACAGAAAAGAUUAUUGCAGAAGCUAGAAAUGAAAAAAUCCGUCAUAUGGAUGAAGUACACGCUGCUCAGAAAAAAGUUGCUGACCUUGAGUCAAGGUUGAAGAACCUUGAGUCUAAACUAGCAGAAAAAGAUGCAAUGAUUCGGGUGCUUCAAAAGCAUACAUAUGAUAAAGAUGUAUCUAGUAUGUUGGGCAGAUCUCCCCAUCACACACCUCAUGGAAGCUUGGCCGGGGCAGAUAUCGACCAUGUAUUGGGUUCAACAGUAUCAAGAGAAGAGCUUGUGAGUAGUGUACUUACUAGCACCACUGGAUUUGGUUCUGGAAAUUCUUAUGCCAGCAGCGAUUCCUCGUACCAUAUGCCAUCCUAUAAAUUCGAAACAAACAAAAGUUUUGACCAAACAAAACAAUCUCUAGACAAUCAACUGAAAGAGAUAGAUAGCCAGUUGGAUUCCCAACUUUUGAGUAAGCGGGGUCUUUGCUGUUUUCCAGGAUUCACUAAUCCAGUCUCUGCGCAGAGAAAAGGAAAAAUACCCAAACCACUACUGGCAGGUAUAGGUUCAAAAAAUGGCACCCUGUAUGAAUCAGAAUCGUUCCUUCUAACACCAUCCAGACACGAGUCCGGCGAAAUGCUUCUGUUAGAGAAACAGGGCCGGACCAGCCAACAGCAACGGAUGCAGGACGGGGUAGAUAACAAUUCAGCAGCGUCCAAAAGUCCAUCGCCUGCACCGCAUUGUCCAGCGCCAAGUUCACUGCCAAGGCCGCCUAGGACAUCUCAGAGAAGUGGGCUUCCCAGAAGAUUGGGAGAUUAUAACAGAUUGCCCGAUAGCGAGAUGCAGCGGAAAAAAUCAGACGGCGGAGACUCGCUAAGUUCAAACACUAGCAGUCUUCGGCACUCACCUGCCAGAUCUUUGAUACCGCCUCCUAGGAAGUUGGGUGAGUAUGGCAGAUUGGUAGACAGCGGUGGCUCAAGCGGUUCCCUAAGGAAACCAGCUGUGAGGGUCAGAAGCGGCAGUUCCGGUAGAGAAAGAGAUUCUACUUCCACAAUGAGUGACAAUUCCGCUUCUUCUUUGCCGCCACCUUCUAAAAUUGGUAUGUAUGGCGCUCCUCAACUUAGGAGAGGAUCUUCUCUUGGACGAGAAAGCAAGACUUCGUCAACGAAUUCUACGAACAGUAAAUACCGCAUACAAUUCUAGAUAUUGCAGAAUACCAAAAUAGACAGAUUUUAUAGAAUUUUAGUCAAAACUUACAUUUCUAUAUAAAUUGAUACAUAUGAAAUUUAGUUAACAUAUGUUUCUUUCAAAAAUAUCUUUCCUUAUUUUUACUCUAUGAAUGGAUUUAUUUCAGUUCAAAAUGCAUAAGGUAGGCCUUAAUCAGUAAAAUCAAAAUAAUUGGGUGGUCAAUUUUAUUGUUAUAAAGACCUGUAGAAGCAAUGGAAUUAUUGUAAGAAAAAUUCGAUUUUUAUUGGUUGUCAAAUAUGCAAACAAACGAUUCUACAAGUAAUUGUUUGAAAUAUGUAGAAAUGAAAAUAUUUACUGAUGAAGAAGGAGAUAUAGACAUUAAAAGCUUUAAAUACAGGAAAAAUACUGCCAAAUUAUUUUAAGAGAAUUUGAAAACGUUUCAUAAUAAAGAAUAAUAAUAAUUGCUGAAUGCUCAAAAAUAAUCUCAAUUUGAGAAGAUAUUUAUAUUUUAAAUCCGAAACUGAAUAUUCUUAACUUUCAAUUUGCUUUAAAACUUUUCAUUAACAUGUGUACUAUGGUUAUAUAAUAAUUUCUUUAUUAUGAAAUGAAAUGCUCAGAUUAUCUCGAUUAUGAUAGUGGAUUAUAUUUGUUAUAAAACUUGAGUUAUUCAAUAAAAUCGAUGAAUUAUAAAGAUUCACCAUUUUUGAUACUUGAAUGACAAUUUGAUAAUUGGAGUGCCUUUUUUAUAUUGUGAACUUCUGCAUAUGAGACGUUCAAUGUUUCAAACACUGAAAGAAUUGCCUAAAUAAAUUUAAUAUAUUGAA
Messenger RNA from Harmonia axyridis, 4170 nucleotides. Its product is annotated as angiomotin-like protein 1. NCBI's taxonomy places the organism in Eukaryota, Metazoa, Arthropoda, Insecta, Coleoptera, Coccinellidae. Gene Ontology annotation, cellular component: cytoplasmic vesicle; bicellular tight junction; plasma membrane. Gene Ontology annotation, biological process: regulation of cell migration; actin cytoskeleton organization. The transcript has 10 exons. The record is from RefSeq and is a predicted model, not a curated record. The coding region runs from base 389 to 3361 and encodes 990 amino acids.